AAGCUCGUCAGUUUAAUUAAUGCGCUUUUGUUGAUAACGAUAACGCGAUUUCAUUUGGAUUUUUUACAGUUUCAGUUGCUCAAUCAUCAAACCAAUCCACAAACAAAAUCCUUGAAACAAAUUCAUUCGAAUUGUGGGAUCGCACCAAAUUCAAUCAGAAUUCGUUGAUAUCGGAGUAUUAUUUCGUGAUUUCCACUGAAUCAUGUCGUUCUCGUUCUUCAGGCAAUCGAGGCAUAAAACACCACAGGAAUUGGCGAAGGCGAUAAAGGAUAGUCUCAUGGCGAUCGAUAACAUUACUGCAGCUGAAGUCAAAUCCCUAGAAAAGGGCAUGGAAGAAGUUGAGAAGAAUAUAAUGACAAUGAGGACUAUGGUAUCUGGGGAUGGUGAAGUAGAACCAAGUGCUGAUCAAAUUACUCAGCUGGCUCUUGAAAUCUGUAAUGAAGAUGUCAUUUCUCUUCUUUUUCACAAGUUACCCAUUUUGGGAUGGGAAGCUAGGAAAAAUUUAGUGCAUUGUUGGUCUAUAUUGCUAAAGCAAAAGGUAGAUUCUGUAAAUUGCUGUGAACAAUACAUGGAGAAACAUCUAGAGUUGCUUGACUUCCUUGUUGUUUGCUAUGAUAACAAGGAAAUUGCUCUGACUUGUGGACAUAUGCUGAGAGAGUGCAUCAAAUUCCCUACUUUAUCGAAAUACAUACUGGAUUCUCCCUGCUUUGAGUUGUUCUUCAAAUUCAUAGAGCUACCUACUUUUGAUGUUGCCUCUGAUGCCUUCUCCACAUUUAAGGAUCUGAUGACUAAACAUCCAACUGCAGUUUCUGAAUACCUGACUACCCACUACAACGAGUUCUUUGAGCAAUAUGAAAAGUUACUGACAUCUGCUAACUACGUGACCAGAAGGCAAUCUUUGAAGCUCCUGUCCGAUUUUCUUCUGGAAUCUCCAAGUACUCAUAUAAUGAAACGCUACAUUGGUGAGGUUCGUCACUUAAAAAUCAUGAUGACACUGCUGAAGGAUUCCAGCAAAAAUAUCCAACUAUCUGCAUUUCAUAUUUUCAAGGUAUUUGUGGCUAACCCAAACAAACCCCGAGACAUAAAACUUAUCCUGGCGAAAAACCACGAAAAGCUUUUAGCACUGCUUCAAAAUCUGUCUCCUGGCAAAGGUGCUGAAGAUGAUCAGUUUGAAGAGGAAAAGGAGCUAAUAAUCAAGGAAAUCGAUAGAGUGCAUCGGCUUACAGAAAUCUGAUCUUAGGUACAGCUUCACGCUCUAACCAUCUCCGUGCUCUGAGUUUCUUUAACUUGUGAUCAUGGUAUCCUUGUUUUAGAAGCUAGCAUCUCCUAAACCAUAUGUAAAGUGAAUCACAAUGCAGUAGAGGAUUUACGAACAAAGUGAGAAGCGAUGAAACUGAGAACCCUAAUAUCUAUUAGAGCGCUCUUCGUGUAGAACCCAAAGAGGCGUCAGAUGCUGCGUGGCUGUACGAAGAGCAAUGUUUUAUAACCUUACAUUUAUUUUUUCUUUCGGCUGUCGGAACCGAAGUCAGUGACAUGUAAGUUUAUUGUAUCAGUUAUCACAACCAUUGCGAGUGGGACUUGCUCUACUGAUGUUUGUCCAUAAUUUACAUAUUUUUUUUUAUUUUCUUUUACUACUCUUUUCUUUGUUUGUUUUGUAAUACAAGCAACGAGUUAAAAGUUGCAAAGUUAUUGAAGAAAUGUGUGAACAACUUCUCUAGAGGCUUAUUUCAGUGACAGUUAAUAUAAGCUUAUUUUCUGUCACAA
Salvia splendens (bonfire salvia) is the source of this 1764-nucleotide messenger RNA. RefSeq names its product calcium-binding protein 39. Lineage: Eukaryota; Viridiplantae; Streptophyta; Magnoliopsida; Lamiales; Lamiaceae. Gene Ontology annotation, molecular function: protein serine/threonine kinase activator activity. The record is from RefSeq and is a predicted model, not a curated record. Gene Ontology annotation, biological process: intracellular signal transduction. The transcript is spliced from 11 exons. Bases 203 to 1234 code for a protein of 343 amino acids.